AUGUUCGGUUUGGAGAUCUGUACAGAUCCGUCGACUAUUACUGCUGUACUGCAGAGAGGUCGGCUCUGUACGUGGCGACGGUGUGCGGCCACGAAGAAGCGGCGAGACUACUGCUUUCCGCCGGGGGCGGACGCACGCUUUGAGGACCCCGUGGACCGGUUUUGUGUGCUUCACGAGGCUGAUUACGGGGGGCACGAACAGCUGGUGAAGGACAUGUUGAUAGCUGAUGCAGACCCAAGUCGGCUCAGUUCCGCUCCUUCAAGAAUUAGUCCAUUGCACCAAGCUGCCCUGGGUGGGCAUCCGAGUAUUGUGUCUGCCCUGUUGCUCAAGGGGGUAGCCAUCGAUGUUCUGGACGGGUGCGGGGGGUCGCCACUGAUAUGGGCAGCAGACGAAGGCCAGUUGGCUGCAGCCGAGGCUCUAUUGGCUGCUGGUGCCAAAUUCAAUAUCCGGAGCACUGACAGAAAAAAUAGCGGCUGCGCGGCCCUCGACUGCGCUGCGUACCAUGGGUACGCCCACAUCCUGAAAGCAAUUCUUGCACAUGGGGCCGAUGCGAAUGCUCGUGACUACAGGGGCCUCGCCGCUCUGCACACCGCUGCUGGUGCAGACCAGGCGGGUAUAUGAUUGAGGAAGGAGCAGACGUCGAUCUGAUGACAAACGACGGGCGGACACCUCUCGCCUUUGCCGCGUGUGCCAGCAACAACUAAGCUUUGCUAGCCCUCUUGCAUAGUGGGGCCGUGGUAAAUAAGUGUGGUGCAAACAAGAAGUACACACCAUUGCACGAUGAUUGCUGUGGGAGGUCUGCAGGCCUGGCUGAGACGGUGGAUAUUCUGCUGAGAUGGGGAGUAGACGAAACGGCCUUCACAACUGGUGGCCAAACCCCUGCGCAUUUGUUCGACAGACCCGCACUCUUGCACGAGCCAGAGAAGCCAUACUGUUCGGAUGAAAAUAUGAAGCGCACACGCCUGUUGUUGGCCCGGGCGGAGGCGGAUAGAACGUGGCGUCGUCGGAGCUGGCUGAUAAUGGUCCGCUCGCGCGCCUCGAAGACGAAAACGAACGACGAAACAAGUGGCAAAGGCGGCGGUGAUUCAAACGAAUCUGCUGGCCGAGCAAUAGAUAGCUGUAAGGUUGCGAAAUCUGAGGGCGCCACAGGUUCCGUUGUACAGGAUGUGAGCGGGCAGGCUCAAUACGGCGGGAGUGGAGGUGGAGUUGGAGCCAAGGGUGCGGACUUGAGCAGCGUGGUGGCGUUGCUGGUGGGGCUUGAGCUUGAGGGCUUGUUCCGUACAGUCGUGGGUUUUCUUUGAACGCGGGAGCAAGAUGAAGAGCCUUGAAGCGUUGGUGAGGUCAGAGGUGUUGCCGCUUAGGCUCUGGUGGCUAGCGAUCCUGGACUAAGUUGGUGUGUUGGUAGAUGG
This is a messenger RNA of Ectocarpus siliculosus, 1409 nucleotides long. Lineage: Eukaryota; Phaeophyceae; Ectocarpales; Ectocarpaceae. The record is from the annotation of a GenBank genome assembly.